AGUCAAGGUUGACUACAAGGCAGUCAGCAACCGCCAGCUUGUUCAUCUUAAUCUUUGUACACCGCUUUGAUUGUCUCAACAAAAAGCAGGAUAGAAAUAAAAGUUUUAUUAUUUAUUAUUUAUUUAUCUUGCAUGCAGCUCUGAAGCCUUUCCACUAGAUGGCAAGGUCUCCCUUGGACAACAGAGAUCCACAGGUGCGACGCAGGAAAGCUCACAUUCUGCAAAGGGUGAAAGAAUCAUAGAAUCAUAGAAUCCUGGAGUUGGAAGAGACCGCAAGGGCCAUCCAGUCCAACCCCAUUCUGCCACGCAGGAACUCUCAAUCAAAGCAUCCUCAUUGACAGAUUGCCAUCCAGCCUCUGUUUAAAGACCACCAAGGAAGGCGACUCCACCACACUCAGUUAUAUCGAUGUCCACGCAGCUGAGAUGGAACAGCGGACUCACUUUGGAACUGAUUGCUUUCUUUACAGUUUCUUCCCACGUCACUUUGUUCAUGAACCGACAAGCCGGGCUCUGGUGACCCUCCGAGUUGACCCCAAGGGUUUUUUCUUUUACUGGACUGGUCCCAGUAUGGAAGUUGACAUUCUGGACAUCAGCUCCAUUCGGGACACUCGGACCGGACGCUAUGCCAAGCUUCCCAAGGACCCCAAGAUCCGGGAGAUUCUUGGCUUUGGGGGCCCAGAGCAACGGCCUGAAGACAAACUACUGACAGUUGUUCAUGGCCCCGACUUGGUCAAUGUGAGCUUCCUCAACUUCAUGGCGGUUGUCCAGGAUGAUACAGCAAAGUUGUGGACUGAGGAAUUGUUCAAACUGGCCACAAACAUCUUGGCUCAGAACGCUUCGCGGAACACCUUCUUGCAAAAAGCCUACACCCGGCUCAAAAUCCAGGUCAAUCAGGAUGGCAGAAUCCCUGUCAAGAACAUCCUCAAAAUGUUCUCGGCUGACAAAAAGAGGGUGGAAACAGCCCUGGAAUCCUGUGGUUUGAAUUUUAACAGGAGUGAGUCGAUCAAACCGGAUGAGUUCACCCUGGAGAUCUUCGAACGCUUCCUGAACAAGCUCUGCCUUCGCCCAGACAUAGAUAAAAUUUUGCUAGAGAUCGGUGCCAAAGGGAAGCCUUAUCUCAGCCUGGACCAGCUGAUGGAGUUUAUCAACCAAAAACAAAGGGACCCCCGUCUCAAUGAGAUCCUGUACCCUCCGCUGACCCGGGCACAGGUGCGCCAGCUCAUCAACAAGUAUGAGCCCAACCAACAGUUCCAGCAGCGUGACCAGAUGUCUAUGGAAGGGUUUGGACGAUACCUGGGAGGAGAAGAGAAUGCCAUUGUUCCUCCCGAAAAGCUGGACUUAAGUGACGACAUGACCCAGCCGCUAAGCAGCUACUUCAUUAACUCUUCACAUAAUACCUACCUCACAGCCGGGCAGCUGACAGGCAAUUCCUCGGUGGAGAUGUAUCGCCAGGUCCUGCUGAGCGGCUGUCGCUGCAUUGAGCUUGACUGCUGGAAGGGACGUCCGCAAGAUGAGGAGCCCUUCAUCACGCAUGGAUUCACGAUGACGACAGAAAUCCCCUUCAAGGAAGUCAUCGAGGCCAUUGCUGAAAGUGCUUUCAAGGCAUCACCCUUCCCUGUUAUUCUUUCAUUUGAGAACCACGUUGACUCGGCAAAGCAACAAGCCAAGAUGGCAGAGUAUUGCCGGAACAUUUUUGGGGACGCUCUACUUAUUGAUCCCUUUGAAAAAUAUCCGCUCCAGCCUGGCAUAGCCUUGCCAAGCCCUCAGGAGUUACUGGGCCGGAUUCUGGUGAAAAACAAAAAGCGGAGGACACACAGCAAGGGCUGUGAGGGCAGCAUUCGAAAGCGGGUGCUGGAGCAAAUGCCCAGCUCCUACAGUGAUUCCUCUGGGGUUGGUGAACCAGGCUCCCCUGCACUAGGUUCUCCUUUUGGAGACCAUUCUGAAGUCCUUUCACCAGCCAUGACCAAUGGUGAGGAGAAGUCCUCGGACAGAGCGUCAAAGCUGGGUGAACCUCGCAAAUCAAUUGAUCGUGAAGCAGAGAGUGAAGAGGAGGAGGAGCAGCAAGAUCCCAAAAAGCCUACAACAGAUGAGGGCACCGCGAGCAGUGAGGUCAAUGCCACGGAAGAGAUGUCCACGUUGGUGAACUACAUUGAGCCUGUCAAGUUCAAGUCCUUCGAGGUGGCCAGCAAACGCAACAAAUCCUAUGAGAUGUCUUCAUUUGUGGAGACCAAAGGUCUGGAGCAGCUCACUAACAGUCCCAUGGAGUUUGUGGAAUACAACAAGAAGCAACUUAGCCGGAUAUAUCCUAAAGGGACACGGGUGGAUUCCUCCAACUAUAUGCCUCAGGUCUUCUGGAAUGCAGGCUGCCAGAUGGUGGCACUUAAUUUCCAGUCACUUGAUUUGGCAAUGCAACUAAACCUGGGCAUCUUUGAAUACAACCGCCGGAGUGGAUAUCUGCUCAAGCCAGAGUUCAUGCGACGCCAAGACAAGCUGUUUGACCCCUUCACUGAAGAUAUCAUUGAUGGGAUUGUGGCCAACACUGUCAAAGUGAAGAUAAUCUCAGGACAGUUCCUGUCGGACAAACGGGUGGGCAUCUACGUUGAGGUGGACAUGUUUGGUCUGCCAGUGGACACCAAGCGAAAAUUUCGGACACGGCCAUCGCAGGGUAAUUCUUUCAACCCCGUCUGGGAUGAAGAGCCUUUUGUGUUUCACAAGGUGGUGCUUCCUACACUUGCCUCACUGCGCAUCGCUGUCUUUGAAGAGGGAGGCAAAUUUGUGGGGCACCGGAUACUGCCGGUUUCUGCUAUCCGUUCAGGGUACCACUACAUUUGUCUGCGCAGCGAGAGCAACCAGCCACUAUGUCUUCCAGCUUUACUGGUCUAUACAGAAGCCUAUGACUACAUCCCAGAUGAUCACCAAAAUUAUGCAGAAGCAUUGAUCAACCCCAUCAGACAUGUCAACCUCAUGGACCAGCGGGCCAAACAGCUUGUAGCUCUGAUAGGCGAGAGUGAGCGGGAGAAUGCAGAGAAGCCACGGGAGUCGCUGUCGAGAAGCUCCUCCAAUGCAACCACUGGCCCCACUGAAGAGGCCCACAGGCCAUCGCCUGCCCUGCUUUCACCGACACGGAGCCCCAGCGUGGUCCCUAGUCAAGUGCAGAGGGACGACCUCAUUGCCAGCAUCUUGGCAGAGAUUUCCCCUCAGUCUGUUGAGGAGCUGCGGCAGCAGAAAGCCUUUGUGAAACUGCUGAAGAAGCAAUACCGGGAACUGAAGGAGCUCCGGAGGAAACAUAUGAAGAAGAUCUGCAGCCUCAACAAGAAGCAGAACGCCCAGUUUGCCCUGGCAGAAAGGAGCCGGCUCCGUAGCCGAGAAGGGUCUCAGAGUUCGCUGGAAGCCAUGAGGCAAGGACAAGAGCAAGACGGGACGCGCCGGAAGCUGGACCUGCAAGAGUGGCAAAUGCAGGGGCUGUUGCAGCUGCGGGAGGCUCAGCACCAACUAGAAAGGGACUGCAAGCGAGAGCACCUGCACCAGGCCCAGCAGCGUUUGAGAGAGAUUGCCCGCGACUGCCAGGCUGCCCAGCUGAAGAAGCUGAAAGAGACAAAUGAGAAAGAGAAGAAAGAACUUCAGAAAAUCUUGGAUCGGAAGCGGCACAACAGCAUCACUGAAGCCAAAUCCCGGGAGAGGAACAAAAAGGAUGUGGAGCUGACUGAGAUAAACAGGCGGCACAUCACUGAAUCGGUUAACUCCAUCCGAAGGCUUGAAGAGGCUCAGAAACGGCGCCAGGAGAAGCUACUGGCAGGGCACCAGGGGAUACUGCAAAUGAUCGAGGAGGAAGAGCCGCGGUUGACAGCCCAGCUAGAAGAAGAGUGCAACCUGGAGGCCCUUGCUUUGCGUCAAGAGAUUGGCCGCUACCUGCAAGAGGAACUCGAUGGCGGGGUCAGCAAUGGAUACUCAACUACCGGAUCCAGCCUUAGCCCUCCUCCUGCCGAAGAAGAGCUCACGGUCCUGUGAGAUUUGGAAGUGGGAGCAAACCCUGGAGUAUGAGGGGUGGAGAAGAGAGGAGAGCAUCUUACAAAUCUCUUCCUCUCCCCUCCAAGUGGGAUGUGGCAAAGCCGACGGAAGGAAAAGAAACUACACUAAAAAGCACUUCGCUUUUUUUUUCUUUGUUUUUUUUUUAAGGAAGAAAUAUUUUAUUUUUUUAAACUAAUUUUUUUAAUUUACUAAUGGUAAUGUUCUACGAUUUUUCAGUUUGGAACCUGGAAAAGGACUCUGGGACAGAAAGGGUGUGUGUGUGUGAGAAACAUUGGACAAUCCCUGUCGCACAUAUGCACAUGUAUGUACACACACAAACACACGCAGAGCGCACCUGUGCCGAAAGAGACGGGAAGGGAGUUGAACUUUUAUGGGAGAUCUUUUAAUGCACUGUCGAGGGGAAGGGGAUGCAUACCCCACCCUGAUCCAAUCUGUGUCCCACAUCGAGGGGGUUAAGGAAUAAAAAGGGCUAUUUUUUUAAAUCCGGCGUUUCUCAAGGGAUGGUUGAAACAUAAUUGGCAGAAGGGAUGCCUAUGUAGAAAUGCCUUCGCUCUCCACUAGGUUGUCGAUCUCUGGGAGCUGUGUAGGCAGCUAUGCGCAACGGAGGGAAGGCCAUGGGGAACAAAGUGCUUGGAAAACAUACUUUUACUAUGAGAGGGGAGGUUCAUGGCUGCUUUGGGGGGUGGGUGCGAAAGAUACCGGGACAGCUGUUGGUCUGCCCUUGUGCAAUUGCGGCAGGGUGACAACCUGGUCUCUCCCUUUCAUUGGAUGUAAUUUUCCCCCCUCUCUCUGUCUCUCUCUCUCUUGCCUUCUUUUUUUAAAAAAACAACAACAACAAAAGUAAUAAACUCAUAAUGCAGUUGC
Sceloporus undulatus (fence lizard) is the source of this 4893-nucleotide messenger RNA. RefSeq names its product phospholipase C beta 3 (gene PLCB3). The transcript has 33 exons. The record is from RefSeq and is a predicted model, not a curated record. Gene Ontology annotation, molecular function: calmodulin binding; phosphatidylinositol-4,5-bisphosphate phospholipase C activity; calcium ion binding. Gene Ontology annotation, biological process: phosphatidylinositol-mediated signaling; lipid catabolic process. NCBI's taxonomy places the organism in Eukaryota, Metazoa, Chordata, Lepidosauria, Squamata, Phrynosomatidae. The coding region runs from base 424 to 4008 and encodes 1194 amino acids.